AUGGCUAACACGUACAAUGUGACUGAAUUCAUUUUUCUGGGACUUUCUCCUAAUCAGGAGGUGCAGACUGUUUGUUUUGUGCUAUUUCUGCUCUUGUACACAGCAAUUGUGCUGGGGAAUCUCCUCAUUGUGCUCACGGUCAUGACCAGCAGAAGUCUUGGUUCCCCCUUGUACUUCUUCCUCAGCUACCUGUCCUUCGUGGAGAUCUGCUACUCCUCCGCUUCAGCCCCCAAACUCAUCUCAGAUUUGCUGGCUGAAAGGAAAGCCAUAUCUCUGUGGGGCUGCAUGACACAGAUUUUCUUCAUCCACUUCUUUGGUGGCACUGAGAUGUUCCUGCUCACUCUGAUGGCCUAUGACCGCUACGUGGCCAUCUGUAAGCCUCUGAACUACACUACCAUCAUGAACCGGCAGGUGUGUGCUAUCCUGGUUGGAGCAGCAUGGGUGGGGGGCUUUGUGCAUUCCUUUGCCCAAAUCCUUCUCAUCUUCCACUUGCCCUUCUGUGGCCCCAAUGUGAUCGACCACUAUUUCUGUGACCUGCUUCCUCUGCUCAAACUUGCCUGCUCUGACACCUUCCUCCUUGGUCUUCUGAUCGUUGCUAAUGGGGGGACUUUGUCUGUGGUCAGCUUUGUGGUCCUCUUAAUCUCCUAUGUGGUCAUCUUGGUCCAUUUGAGGUCUCGAAGCUCUGAGGGGCGGCGCAAGGCCCUCUCCACUUGCGGGUCCCAUAUCACUGUGGUUUCCUUGUUCUUUGGGCCCUGCAUCUUCAUCUAUCUGAGACCUUCUACGACUCUGUCUGAGGACAAGAUGGUGGCCGUGUUCUACACAGUGAUCACUCCACUCCUCAACCCUGUCAUCUACUCCCUGAGAAAUGCAGAAAUGAAGAAGGCCGUGAAGAGGCUGUGGAUCAGGACAAUGAAUCUAGAUGAGAAAUAG
Equus quagga is the source of this 930-nucleotide messenger RNA. RefSeq names its product olfactory receptor 4X2-like. Gene Ontology annotation, cellular component: membrane. Gene Ontology annotation, molecular function: olfactory receptor activity; G protein-coupled receptor activity. Lineage: Eukaryota; Metazoa; Chordata; Mammalia; Perissodactyla; Equidae. The record is from RefSeq and is a predicted model, not a curated record. Gene Ontology annotation, biological process: G protein-coupled receptor signaling pathway. The transcript has a single exon. The coding region runs from base 1 to 930 and encodes 309 amino acids.